AUGGAGCCGGCGCGGGGCUGGAACGGGUACGCGCGGCAGGAGCGGCCGCCGCCCUCCCCGGAGCCGCCGAGCGUCCCCCCGGGCAGCGCCGAGGGCUGGCGGGGAGAGCGGCCCCGCAGCGAGGAGGACAACGAGCUGAGCCUGCCCGGCCUGGCCGCCGCCUACACCUCCAUCCUGAGGGCGCUGGGCGAGGACCCGCAGCGGCAGGGGCUGCUCAAGACGCCCUGGAGAGCGGCCACGGCCAUGCAGUUCUUCACCAAGGGCUACCAGGAGACCAUCGCGGAUGUCCUGAACGAUGCCAUCUUCGACGAAGACCAUGAUGAGAUGGUAAUUGUGAAGGACAUAGACAUGUUCUCAUUGUGUGAGCAUCACCUCGUCCCAUUUGUUGGAAAGGUACACAUUGGUUACCUCCCCAACAAACAAGUGCUUGGCCUCAGCAAGCUCGCCAGGAUUGUGGAAAUAUACAGUAGAAGAUUACAAGUCCAGGAGCGCCUUACCAAACAAAUCGCCAUCGCCAUCACAGAAGCCUUACAGCCCGCGGGGGUCGGCGUCGUCGUGGAAGCCACGCACAUGUGCAUGGUCAUGCGUGGGGUUCAGAAAAUGAACAGUAAAACAGUAACCAGCACAAUGCUGGGCGUGUUCCGGGAGGAUCCAAAGACCCGAGAAGAAUUCCUGACGCUCAUCAGGAGCUGAAAGUGUGUCACCCUCUGGAUUGUUCUGUCCCGUGUCACUGUCUGUCCUUGUUCCCACAUCCCAGUUCUAAACUAAAUUGUUGUGAAUUGUUGUCAUGGUCUUUGUGCAGUGAAAGGCAAAUGAGAAGGUAGGGAUGAGGGAGGCUCCUCCUGGAUUUCCACUGGUGCUGAUGUCACGGAGUUACAAACCACAAAUAGGAGUUUGGAAAUGUUUUUCCAUCCGUAAUUCAGAAUAUCCAACUGUCAGGAGAGAGGUGGGGCUUAGGAGUGAAAUGGAUAAUUAUGAAAUAGUUGUGUUUGUUAGAAUUAAUGUGGAGCAGCACAGGAAACAGCUGAAAGGAUGUGGGUUUUUGUACAAUUGGGAUUCUCCCAAAUUAUUGGGCUAUGUUUUAUUGCAAGUCCUGUGGUGGCUGUUUCAGUACCUGGGUAUGUGUGUUACACCUCUGAGUUGUUACCUCUGGUGUGUUUUAUAUUCUUGCUGGUAUUAACCUUCCUUUUUUGUGGUUUUUAUUUGUUUGAGAAAUGUGUCAACUCCACUUUUCCUAUCCUCUUAACAGGCAGGGAAUGAACUUCUGAAUUAUUUGGGGCACAGCCCUGUCUCAGUACAGAGGGGUUUAUGCACCUUUUUCUCUGUGCCUCAGAAUGUCUGACCACUUGAACUGUCACUUUCUUACUGUUUUUAAGGAAACUUUAACAGAGGAGAGUUAAAAACCCUGCAGAGUUUGUCUGCAGGGUACUGAGGUAUCCAAAGAGGUUUUUAAUUAUAUUUAUACCUCGAGCUUUCCUUCUUGGAUUUCCAUGAGACUGAGACGCUAAAAUUAGUCAGGUAAUGUGAAAAUGAAGAUCUGCAAGCAUUCCAAGGUUUCCAUUUCCAAUGCUGGACCAAAGGUGAGCAUGAAAUCCUGAGCACAGCACAUGGUACCUGCCCUGCCUGCUGACAGGUUGGGUUAUUUCAGGGCAGAGUAACCUGGAAUGACAACAGCUCAUUUCGUAAGAGCAGCUGACAAAAGCAUUUCCAGGGCCACCAGAAUGAAUCAAACCGCUUUUUUUUUUUUUUUUUUUUUCCCUGUGUAUGUGGCAACCUCUGUAAGUGGCAGAAUUGGUACAAAAAGUUUCAGUCCAGCUGGACUUGGCUGAACUUCUGCUUUGUUACCGUUUUAAUGAGUGUUUUGUAACUCCUAAUUGGGAAAAGAUGAGGAGCAAAUGAAAACCACCCUCCUCACCCCGAGCUUGCAAAACAAAUGUCAGCCAGGGGGUUUGGAUGCCCACAGGUUCCCAGGGCUCUCUCUGCUUUUUUCAACCCAAGAUGUUCUGUACACGAACCUCCAGGGCAGCUCCAUCUCACCAACAUUCCUCCCUCUUGUCCAGCCCCUGCUGGAAAAAAAAUGAAAAUCCUUCUGGUCAGAUUGAGCCUAAAGAACUUUUUAAAGGAGAACGAGCUCAUGUGUUUAAUUACAUUAAUUUUACUUUGAGGACCUUCACAGCAUUAUUGGAAAAAUGUUUUAUAACAUCCUCUGUCCUGGAUUCUGUAGGAUUAGGUGCUGUACCAGUGUUUGUCCCUGGUGUAAACAUGGCUAAACCACACCAACUCCAUGGCAUUUGUUAUCCUGAAAUCGCCACUUUUCACUUCAGUAUCUUACAAAUAUCCAGCUGAAAAGCCUUAAAUCUUUCUUGCCUAAAGUUGGCAGUAAAUCUCUUUUUUUAGCUUGAAUGGAGGGAGAUUUUGAGGACCAAAGGGGCACACACCAGUACACUUAUUUCUCUUUCCUUGCUUUAGUUUGGAAAUUAAAACUCUGUAAAACACUGUCCUGCUCCUGAGGCACCAAAAAAGUUGCGUUUUAACCACUUAUGUCAAUUCAGGAUAAAGUUCACAUUGCACCACCGCUGUUUUUAUAUUUCCAUGUGACCUGUAGUCCUUAAAACACACCUCUCUACUCGUGGCCUUGGAAUUUGUUCCCAUUUUUGCUGUUGUUGCGUGUUUUGGAGCGUUGGCGUUGUUCAAACCCACGAGCUUUAACUACACCCCGUGUGUAAAUAUGUAAAGGAUGUACAGCCCCAGGUGUGCUGCUCACCAGUGCAUUGUCUCUGAAACAUUAAAGCACAGUGUUAUCCUUUGGA
Molecule: messenger RNA, 2810 nt
Organism: Catharus ustulatus (Swainson's thrush)
Lineage: Eukaryota; Metazoa; Chordata; Aves; Passeriformes; Turdidae
Gene: GCH1
Product: GTP cyclohydrolase 1
Exons: 6
Coding region: 1-693 (230 amino acids)
Biological process (GO): tetrahydrobiopterin biosynthetic process; tetrahydrofolate biosynthetic process
Cellular component (GO): cytoplasm
Molecular function (GO): GTP binding; zinc ion binding; GTP cyclohydrolase I activity
Source: RefSeq, a predicted model, not a curated record